UUGCGCCCCGCCGCUAAACCAAAGACAGAAGUUGUUGUUGUUGCUAGGAUCAGUGCUUUGACUUUAUAUUUAACAUGUCUUGUGCAGCUGUGAAUUGUACAAAUCGUCAUUCAUCAGGAUCUAGUACAAGUUUUCAUCGUUUCCCGUUAGGUGAUAAAGAUCGGCUGCAGCAGUGGCUGGUGAACAUCAGACGUGACCAUUUCAAGCCGUCUCCUUCUUCUCGCAUAUGUUCCCACCACUUUGAAAACAGCUGCUUCUUCACAAACAAUAAAGGUCAAGUGUGCCUUGCUAAAACGGCUGUCCCUACAAUAUUUUUCAUCCCUGGCCCCUUUCAGAAGCAGCUACGGCGCACCCAAGUAAGGCAGAGGAACGUGGAAAGUCAUGAAUUUCAUACAUACUGUCUCAAAGGGGAUGACAGGAGAAAGUUUGUGGAGGAGGAAGUUGUUUUGGAUGAUUUUGUGAAAGAGGAAGAUCCAGACAUGACUGAAACUUUUGGGACCCCAGUGAUUUACCCCACUGAAAUAUGUGUCAUUGCAGUUAGACAUGAUCACUGCUACCGUUCUUGGUCUUCAAACACAGCUUGUAGUUCCAUGGAGGACAGCAACUCAACGACAGACAUGCAGGAGACCGAAUCACCAGAGAUGUUGAAGCACAAUUUGAACUUAGUCCUGAGAAAGAUUAAGGCUUGCAGAAAAAAGAUGAAACUGAAGAAUGCUACGAUUAGAAGGUUGAAAAGGAAAUUGAUUUCACUGUCUUCCAUCAUUUCGGAACUGAAAGCGAAAGAUCUCAAAGAGACAAAAAAAAACACACAUUACCCUCGGGCAAAACAAGUUCUGAAAGCAUCUAAAGUUCUAAACCAUGGGAAGAGUCAAGAGCUGUAAAAUAAUUACUCCUGGUAAGAGCCGCGGACUCAAGACCACUAUACGCCUUGGAUGAGGAGGUGGUUUUGUUCUGCCAGCAUUCUUCCUAUCGUUUCCACUGGUCCGUAACAGACACACUUUGGGAAAUGAGUUUGUGUUCUGUAAUAAGUUGAUUUGGUCAGGAGGAUGUAGAGAUGUUAGAAGAAUACAUAAAGAAUAGCACUUUAUUUCCCUUUUUUGGUUUUGGAAAUGCGAGAAACCCUGAAAGAACCAGCAUAGAUGUCAGACUGGAUGGUGUUUUGCGUUUUCUCAGGGAUGUUGAAUUGUUACAUGAUUCAUUUGUACAUUAUGGGGUGCCUACGUUCUACUUGCACUUUUUGAUAUUGCACAAUUAGUACAUUUUUUUAAAUAUUUGACAUCUUGGUUCCUCUCAUCUCAGAUGGUUAAAAAAGCUUUGGUCUUUCUUAACUGAUCACUACAGAAUUACUACAGUGCACAUUUUAGCAUUGAAAGCUGCCAGUUGCAGAUAUGCUGAACAUUUCAAUAAAGCUUUUUCAGUAAGUUGGAUAUCAGACAUGAACAUAACAAUGAAAGAUUUUCAAGGUUAAUUUCAAAAUAUGUAAAAUAUUUAAGAUUAAUUUAAAUGAUCCUGGCACAGAUUUCAAUUUGGCAACAGUUUAUCGCGUUGAACUGAUUUUGUUGACA
Molecule: messenger RNA, 1565 nt
Organism: Onychostoma macrolepis
Lineage: Eukaryota; Metazoa; Chordata; Actinopteri; Cypriniformes; Cyprinidae
Product: THAP domain-containing protein
Exons: 3
Coding region: 75-881 (268 amino acids)
Molecular function (GO): sequence-specific DNA binding
Source: RefSeq, a predicted model, not a curated record